Messenger RNA from Penicillium subrubescens, 615 nucleotides. RefSeq lists its product as uncharacterized. The record is from RefSeq and is a predicted model, not a curated record. The transcript is spliced from 2 exons. Lineage: Eukaryota; Fungi; Ascomycota; Eurotiomycetes; Eurotiales; Aspergillaceae. The coding region runs from base 1 to 615 and encodes 204 amino acids.
AUGAAACUCACCAGCAUUGUUCUCGCUCUCGCAGCGUCUGCUUUGGCCAUCGAGCCCCAGCCCCAGCGACGUGACACCGCAACAGCAGCAGCAGCAACGACAAACCCAACAGAUACCAGCGGCUUCAACUUUGGAGAAAUCUCCAGCGCACUUGCAAACCUCCCCAUGAACACAACAGCAACCGCCAACUUCGGCAACAUCUCCCCACCCCCACGAUCCCUCAUCCCCGAAAUCCUCUCCGUCGUCCCCGUAACAGUCCUCUGGGAAUUAAUCAACCCGCAAUCCCGCAGUUCACUGGCAAGCGCAUUCAGCGCCGGUAGCACCCCGGCUUGGUAUAGCAGUCUCCCCGCGGACGUGAAGAGUUACAUGUCUGUUGUGAAGUCGCAGAUUUCGGGGGGUGCGUUGACUGCUACGACGGGUUUGGCUUAUGAGAGUACUACUACUAAGACUGGUAGCAGUGCUACUGGUACUGGGACUGGUACGGGAGGGAGUACUGGGGGUAGUGCUGGAGCGACAUCAACGUCGAAGGGGUUGGCAGUGGCGGCGCAGCCUACGGGGUUGACUGCGUCGGUUAUUGGGGCUUUGGGGGUACUUGGAUUGGCAUUGGUGUUGUAA